GCUAUUGUCUCCUCUUGUCUCUUCCCUAGUCGUUUUGUGUCUUUCUAACCUCUAGCAAGUGCUUCCUUCCUUCUGCGUAUCUUUCCGGCGGCGAUCGCCAUUGAUAGGAGCUUCACCAGUGAGACAUGAGUCAGCCAACGCAAUCAAUUGAUACAAGAGGGAAGCAUAGAAUUUUAGCCGAAUUAAAGAGGCUUGAACAAGAAACUAGAUUUGUUGAGCAGGAAGAGCUUGAGCAGCUUGAAAAGACCGAGAACGCAGCAGCUGCAUGCCAAGAGUUGCUGGGUAAUGUAGAAACAAAACCAGAUCCCCUUAUUCCAGAAACAAUUGGACCUGUGAAUCCAUCGUGGGAUCGUUGGUUUGAGGGACCCCAAGACUCAAAGGGCUGCAGUUGUUGGAUAUUCUGAUGUUUGCUGCUGUCAAGACUCGGGUCUCGGGUGUUUGCAUGAGAUCUUCAAUGUUCAUUGUUCGGAAAGAUAUCCUGUGAAAAUGCUGAUUGUUGUACAGAUUGAUAUAUCUUCUUUUCCUUUUCUAUGUAAUUCAAAAAUCUCUGCGUAUUUGUAAUACAAGCAGAUGGAAUUCUUUCUCUUUUAACAUAUUGUAAUCAAUUCUGAUACCAAAAGUGACUAUAUCACAAAAUCUUCUAUUUUCAAGUGUC
This is a messenger RNA of Amaranthus tricolor (Joseph's coat), 655 nucleotides long. RefSeq names its product guanine nucleotide-binding protein subunit gamma 2. Bases 126 to 404 code for a protein of 92 amino acids. The transcript has 5 exons. NCBI's taxonomy places the organism in Eukaryota, Viridiplantae, Streptophyta, Magnoliopsida, Caryophyllales, Amaranthaceae. The record is from RefSeq and is a predicted model, not a curated record. Gene Ontology annotation, biological process: G protein-coupled receptor signaling pathway.